UUGGUUCUCUUCGAGUCUUCUUUAGGAUUCUGUCUUUUCAAAGUAGCCGAUGACGGUAAAUUAUUAAGCGAUGACAAGCUUUACAAAAAAUUCGAAACUCCGGCUAGUGCCUCUAACCUUGUCAAGUUACAGAGCAUUCAUCGGUUCAAAAGUACAGCUGAUGCCGUUGAAGAUAUGAGCGCUAUUGGUGAAGGUAAAAUUUCAAAAAAUUUGAAGAAAUUCUUGACAGAUGAAAUUUCUCAAAGCAAGAACAGUCAAGAAACACUAGCAGUUGUGGAUCCUAAACUAGGUGGAGCUAUCACGAAGAAACUCGGAUUUAAUGUGAUUUCAGAUUCAACUACUACGGACCUUUUUCGAGGAAUUCGUUCACAAUUGGCUGGACUUCUUGGUGAAUAUAAUGUAGAAGAAAGUGACUUAAAUACUAUGAACUUGGGUCUCAGUCAUUCUUUGAGUCGAUUCAAAUUGAAGUAUUCCACCGACAAAGUAGACACGAUGAUUGUUCAGGCCAUUGCUCUGUUAGAUGAUCUAGACAAAGAGGUCAACAUUUACGCUAUGCGGGUUAAGGAAUGGUAUGGAUGGCAUUUCCCUGAGAUGGCCAAGAUCAUCACGGACAAUCUUGCUUAUGCAAAGAUUGUUAAAGUCAUGGGUGUUAGGACAGAUCACGAUAAAACCGACUUUUCUGAAAUUCUUCCAGAAGAGCUCGAAGGCACACUAAAAGCAGCCGCAGCAAUUUCAAUGGGAACAGAAAUUUCCGAUACCGAUCUUUUACAUAUCCAAUCAUUAGCUUCUCAAGUGAUUUCGCUUAUGCAAUAUCGUACCGAACUUUUUGAAUAUUUAAGAAACCGAAUGACAGCUAUUGCACCUAAUCUUACAGCUAUCUUAGGCGAAUUGGUUGGUGCUAGAUUGAUUGCUCAUAGCGGUAGUCUUAUCAAUCUUGCCAAGGCUCCUGCUUCUACGAUUCAAAUCUUAGGAGCUGAAAAAGCUUUGUUUAGAGCUUUGAAGACUAAGCAUGAUACACCUAAAUAUGGUUUAAUCUUUCAUUCGAGCUUAGUAGGCAGUGCUCCUGGAAAACUCAAAGGAAAGAUGGCUCGUAUGACUGCCGCCAAAGCUGCACUUUCAAUUCGACAUGACGCUCUAGCAGAUUCAGAUACCAAAUCAACAGAAGACGCCGCAUUAAUUGGUAUCGAAGCCCGAAUCAAAUUAGAAUCAAGAUUAAGAAGACUAGAACAAUCGAUCGGAAUUCAAUCUGUACGAAAAUCAUCACAAUCAUAUCAACAACUACCUGCUUUGAGAAUGCCAAACGCUGGUAGUUAUAACCCUGCAGCAGAUGAUAUUAUGAUUCCUGCUGCUAAUAAUGAUACAACAAAAGAUGACGAUGAACUUGUACCUCAAAGAAGUAAGAAGGAUAAGAAGAAAAAACCUUUGAUUGAAGAAAUCGAUAGCAAAGAAGAGAUUGCAGAUGAAGCUAAAAAAGCAGCCAAGAAAGCCAAAAGUUCAAAUGAAGAAUUACCAGCAUCUGAAGCUAAAAGUAAAAAGAGAAAAAAUGAAUCAGAAGAUGUAGAGAUGACAAUAACAGAUGAAGUACCUAAAAGUGAAAAGAAAUCAAAGAAA
Messenger RNA from Melampsora larici-populina 98AG31, 1611 nucleotides. RefSeq lists its product as uncharacterized. Gene Ontology annotation, cellular component: small-subunit processome; box C/D methylation guide snoRNP complex. Gene Ontology annotation, molecular function: snoRNA binding. The annotation marks the transcript as partial. Lineage: Eukaryota; Fungi; Basidiomycota; Pucciniomycetes; Pucciniales; Melampsoraceae. The transcript is spliced from 8 exons. The record is from RefSeq and is a predicted model, not a curated record.